CUUCUGAUCGAGACUAUUUGAACGACACCAUGUUCCCGACACGAGUGCAGUGUGCGAAGAAGAAUUUGUUGCUGUGCUUUGAUGCAUUUGGGACGCUGUUCCGGCCUAAUGUUCCUAUUCCACGAGCGUAUGCUGAGGCUGCCAUCAGACACGGUGUGAAGUGCAAUGGCAACGACCCCGCUGUAAAUGUUAACAGAGAGUUCAAGAGAGCAUUCAGGGAAGUAUCGAAAACCCAUCCAAAUUAUGGAAAAGCGACAGGUCUCGGAGCUGAAAAGUGGUGGCGAACUGUAAGUUGAUGCAUGUCCUCCACCUCAGCGACGUCCUUGAACUCCAACUAACAGCAUCCAGAUGAUCAACAGCACGUUCGAGAAAUGGCUAGAACCAGGCCAAGAUGUCCCACAGCCCCUGGUAGAUGAGCUAUUGCGUCGCUACUCGACCAAAGAAGGCUACGACAUCUUCCCAGACGUCUUGCCCUUCUUCCAAAUGCUACGCACCAAAUCAUCGACCGAGGGUACUAAGCCCUGGCCUUGGAAGGAGACAGUAGUCGGCAUCAUCACCAACUCCGACGACCGAGUGCCUGGCAUUUUGGAGUCUUUCGGUCUCAAAGUUGGUCCAAGGCGAGUUGGAACUCCAGACGAGCGCACGGCUGACGUUGCAUCGGAAGAUGACAUCAGUUUCGUGGUGCUCAGCUACGAUGUUGGUGUCGAGAAGCCGCAGCGCGAGAUGUUCGAUGCGGCUAUCAAGUCAUUCGAAGAAACCCUGGCCAGUAGACGCGACGAAUCGGACGUUCAAAGCUGGGAAAAGAUGUAUGUCGGCGAUUCACUCGAGCAUGAUGUCGUCGGGGCGAGCAAAGCAGGUUGGAAAGCGCUGAGAUUGGACCGGGAGGAGCAGUUUCGGGACUCCUUCAAAAGCAAGGGCAAAGACCUCAUCCAGGCAACUGUUCAGAUAGGAGACGGAUCGCAUUACCUCAAGGUGAGUACGAUCAAGAAUCUUGGGGCUCUUAGCACGAUAUAUCCGGCAAGCGGAUGGCUAGGAAAAGACUCUCUAGAGGCCAGUGGUUUUGAGAGUGAGAAGACGGCCUGAGCAGUCUCGAUAAAGACGGACAUAAGAAUAUGCCAAACAUAAUCGUUCGCUCCUCGAGUAGGCGACUCACUCCCCCUUCAAAUCGGCAUUGACUAAUCUGCCGGCCGCCUCAGUUCGAGAAUGUCUGACAGCUUUACUGUGCCCUUCCCACCCCAGCCAGCUUGUCCAGAAGCAACUUCCGGACGGACACGCACGUA
This is a messenger RNA of Didymella exigua CBS 183.55, 1280 nucleotides long. RefSeq lists its product as uncharacterized. NCBI's taxonomy places the organism in Eukaryota, Fungi, Ascomycota, Dothideomycetes, Pleosporales, Didymellaceae. The coding region runs from base 349 to 1083 and encodes 244 amino acids. The record is from RefSeq and is a predicted model, not a curated record. The transcript has a single exon.